AUGGACUAUGAUCCAUUUUCGUACCGCGAACGGCACAACGCCUCGUGGGACCGCAUUCGCCACGAAAAUUCGGCCAGUGUCCGGUCGGAACCGGCCGAUGCGACCGCCUACUAUCAGAAUUACAAUCCCAACGAUUAUCAGUACAAUGUGAGCGUUUUUGGGUUUGUUUUCACCCUGUUUUCAGUUUUCCGAGUGCUCAAACAAAAAUGUGUCACUUGUUUUUUUUUGCAGAAUUUCGUGCCAAAUUUCGCUGAUCAAUCGCUGGUUUUGAGCAGCGAUUAUGUGCCUCAGGAUCCGAUUAUCGGUGAGCAAAUUGUUUAUGCCGCGUCCAAUGUCUCGGAAAAACCGUAAAAACCGCAGGUUUUUCUGUCCAACGUCGGCCGAAAUUUGCUUGAAAAACGGGGGUGCGCACAGCUCAAUGAAUGUAACCGUACCCCUAAAACUACGGUAUUUUUUGAAAAUUUGUUAAUUUCUUGAGGAUAUUUGAAAAUAUUCAAAUUUCUUGCGCAAAUUUUCAAAAAAUACCGUAGUUUUAGGGGUACGGUUACAUUCAUUGAGCUGUGCGCACCCCCGUUUUUCACGCAAAUUUCGGCCGACUUUGGACAGAAAAACCUGCGAUUUUUACGGUUUUUCCGCGACAUUGGACGCGGCAUUAAGGUUUUAAUGUUUUAAAGCUACAAAAGUUGCAGGCUACAUGCCAAUGCAGGCAAUUCAAAAUUCGAUAAUAAUGGAUGGUAGCGCUCAAAAUGCGACAAUGAUUUCACAGAAUUUGGAAAAUUUGGAGGAUUUGGAGGAAUUGGAAGCGUUCGAGGACGAGGAAGACGACGAUAUCGAACAGGAGGAGGAAGAAAGUGACGAAGAGGAAGAGGAAGAAGAAGUGGUACUUUUUUCUGGAAAACUAUGAGCCUACAAUGAUGAUGAUAAUGAUGAUGCAAUUCAAAAUUUAUCCGUUUGAAGUGUUUUGCCUAAAAUUUAGCAUUUUCGAAAGUUUAAAAAGCGAAAUGUUCUCCAGGACCGUCCGGACGUCUACUGCAUGGAAUGCGACGCGAAACUGGAAGAACCGUCGCUCCACGACGUGGCCGCGUGCUCCAGCUGGAAGCCCGUCAAAUUUCAGUGUCCCACCUGCCCAGAAUCGUUCAAUUUCGAGAGGAAUUUGAAAAUCCACAAAAUUGCGAGACACUUCGAAGCGGUCAGUUUUGGGCUGAAAUUUAUAAAAAAAACAACCGCCAAUUCAGGAGGACUUUGUGCGCGGAAGUCUGUGUCAUUUCUGCCCCAACGAAACCCGCCGCACACCGUUUUCGCGUUGCUCCGCCUACGUCGGACACGUAAAAUCGCACAUGAAAUCCGAUUCGCUCAUUUGCGAAAACCCGGAUUGUGGACAGGAAUUCGAGAAUGAGGUUUGUCGGGAAUUUUGGAUUUUUUUUUUUGAAAUUGAAAGUGACGUGCACUAAAAACGUAACAUAUUAUGGUGGCAUUCGCGAUUUUCUAUAGGGCGGGUCUCGCACGGAGCGAAACUUUUCAAGCUGGAGUUGUGCGCCUUUAAACUUGAGGACGGAUAUGGUAGCUCACAAUUUUCACAAAAAACAAUUAGAAACCCGCCUGAAAUCUGCUUUUUGUCUUUUGGGACUUUAGGAAAAUGAAUGUUAAACUUCUGACUUCACUUUAAAAUCAUGUUACUUUUUUAGUACACCUUUAUAAGAUAAGUUCAAAAAAAUAUACUGUUUGGAAUGAAAAGCAUUUGCAGCGCGACCUGGACCGUCAUUUUCGCCGCGAACAUUCCGAUGAGCCGUACGAGUUGGUCUACUGUCCGAAAUGCGAAAAAGUGAUCACUUUCGAAGAAUCGCUGCCCCACCGACUGGUGCAUUUGAGCCGGAAGAACAAAAAAAAGGCGGCGAUCAGAGAAAAACGGAAGAGAGCGACCGUGAGAAGCCGGAAAUUCGCGUGUCCCGAGUGCGCCAAGUCAUUUGUGCGACCGUCCGAACUGGCGCGACACGCCGCCGUCCAUUUGAGAGCCAGUCAGUUGCAGAAAUUUCGUCGUUUUGUUGCAAAACCAGAAAACUGCACAAAUUGCAGAAUCGUUGACAUCGACACAAGCGAUUCCAAAGUGGAAAUGUGCAAUUUGUUCGAAGGAGUACGCUCACAAAAGUGGCCUUCAGGAGCACAAACGAGUCGCCCACGGGAAGGCGAAAAAAAUUGGGUGCCGAGUUUGUGGCGCCGUUUUUACAAAGGUACUUUUAAAGUUGAAAAGUGCCUUGACGUUGUUCCGCAUCAAGCCCAAAAGCACAGAUUUCCUCGAUUUUCUCAGCCGCAAAUUGGUGUUUAUCGAUUUUUUUCAAGUUUUCGAAACAAAUGAUGUUUUCUUGAGAUUCAGAAGCGCAAAAAUGUUGCACAUUACUUAUUCUAAGGGUUCCUUUCCACCGGAACUCGUCCAAAAACAGAUUACGGAAGAUUACUGACGACCGGUGGAAAUGAGCCUAAGAAUAAGUGAUGUGCAUCAUUUUUGAGCGUGUGAAUCUGGAGAAAACAUGAUUUGCUUCGGAAAAUUGAACAAAAUCGAUAAACACCAAUUUGCUCUGUGCUUUUGGGCUUGAUACGGAACAACGUCGAGGAACUUUUCAAUUCUCACCCCGGAUGCCUCUUUCAAAUACUUUCAAGCAAAUGUUUAUUAUCAGAAAACGAACCACGACCGUCACAUGUCGCAAAUUCACCCGCUCGACGAGACACCGUCGUCGGGUCGGCCGAAAUUCGAAUGCGCCGACUGUCCGACGGUCCUGAACACGCUCGGAUCACUGACACGUCACCGAAAAACGUGUCACAAUGAGAAUGCGACAAACUUUAGACCGACUAAAGGUAUUUCCGGCUUCUGCAUGGGGGCGCUCUCUUCUGUUUUUCCCUCCUCGCCGCCUUCUCGUCCUUCUGGCUCAAAUGCACCAGUCGGUGGGGCUUUGAUUUUUCGAAAGUGAUCACUUUUUGGCAUUUCGGACAGUAGACCAACUCGUGCGGGUCAUUGGAAUGUUCGCGGCGAAAGUGACGCUCCAGGUCGCGCUGCAAAUGUUCUUCAUUCCAAACAGCGAAUUUUUUGCACUCCAAAAAUAACAUGCUUUCAAAGUGAAGUCAGAAGUGGGGCAUUCAUGUUCCAAAAGUCACCAAUUCUGAAACAAUUUCCCCGAAUUUUGCUGAAUUUUCCAUAAAAGCUAAGGAGUCCACGAGAAGUACACGGCGAGUGGAGUUUUCUAGUCCCCCGGUCGCCAAAUUUGACAGAUUUUCAAGAUCGUUUCAGCGGUCCAACAUAAUAGAACUGCGCGGAAUAGAACCGCGACACAAUAGAACUGUUUUUGUGUAUUUAAAUGAGCAUUUUGUCCGUUCCUCGGUGCAUUUUCUUCAGAAUCUGAGACUUUGGGAACAUGAGUGAGCUGCUUUUUUAAUCAUCAUCUUUUCGUUUCAGCGGUUCCUCCAGUCUACCGACAACACAUUUGCAAGACGUGUAAACGAGAAUUUCGAGAGCCUGAAAUGCUCAAAAAGCACCAGAGAACGCACGUUUUCGCCGAACAUCGCUGGCGAAAUAUGCUCGAGAACGGCGAGAGAAAGUGCGCAUUCUGUGAGAAAAGGUUUGGAAAAAAGCGGAAUUUCUCGAAAUGACCCAGAUUUUACACGAUUUUUGGCAGCAGAAAGUUGCUGUUUAUCGAUUUUUUCGCGUUUGUCGAAAUUCGGAACAUUUUUGAGCGGUGGAAAAUUGAAGAAAUCGAUAAGCAGCAACUUGCUGCUGAGAAAAUCGAGAAAAUCUGUGCUUUUCGGAUUAACAUGAAACAACGUCAUUGUACAUUUCUGCAGUGUCAACUUGUUUUCCAAUUUUCGAAAAAUACACUUCUUUUUUUUUGUUGCAGUUUCGUGCUGCGCUCCUCUUUUCUUUGGCACCUGCAAAAACACUACGAGGAGCAGGAGGCGUCGGCGGCGGCGGCUCAGCCGUACUGCUCCGAGUGCGAGCUCACGUUCUUCAGUCCGGGCGAGUACCGGCAGCAUCUGGACGAGCAGCACACGGUCGUUUGCGGCGUUUGCCAGCAAAAGUUCACGUCGCGACAAAUCUACGAGGACCACAUUUGCAAUCGCAAGUUCUCCGGACUACCCGCUAAUAGGUAGAUUUGAAAGAAACGCAAUUUUAGCAGGCUUUUCGAAGGCAAGCCAUGAUUUUGAUCCAUUUGCAAUCAUCAAUAAUCCGAUCGGGCCCAAACUUUGCAGGCGUCUUGUACUUGAAUUGAAGUAUUUUGGGUCCGAGUUUCAGACCGAUCCGAUAAUCCGGUCACGAGAUGGCCGGGCUUUUGCGAGAAUUGCCGAUCGGUCUGAAACUUGGUCCCACGAUACUUCAACCCAAGUCCAAGAAGCCUGCAAUGUUUGGUCAAAGGUCCGUCGUAGGCCUUGGAAAAGCCUGGACCUGCAAAAUGUUUGUACACCUUUUCAUUCCACAUCAUUUGCAGAGUGCUGAUCUGUCGUCUGUGCCGUCCGCCGGUCCGCCUCACGACCGCCCGUCAAAUCCGCGAGCACCGCGCCCGACAUCUUCCGCGCAAGACCCAUCUCUGCUGGACGUGCCACAAAUCGUUCCGCACUUCACGUCAGUUUCAGCGUAGAAACGCUUUGCGCACUGUAAAAAAAAACUUUGCAGAACUGCUGUCUCUGCAUGCGGAAGUGCACGAUCGUCAGCCGGUGCAAUGCGCGCACUGCCCGCAAGUGUUCCACAGCCGCGUGGCACUGAAGCAGCACACGAGAGUCAGUCACGGCGGAGACACCAACUAUCAGGUCGUCGUGCACGUCGACAGGGUUCGUCUCUCGUCUCUUCCAGAACCAACAACAGAGUUGAUCGGAAGAACUCAAUGGAAGAACACGGAAGAAUUUUUAUCUUUUUUAGAAAAUUUUUUCAUGAAAUGUGAUCAACUGACGAAAUGUAUAGCAAAGUGAACUCUGCUCAUAGAAAAAUAAUUGUAAAUUUAACUUUUCAUACAAAAAAGUUAUUCGAGUUGUUCCGUUAGCCCUUUUUUCACGCAACAACUCGAAUAACUUUUUUGUCCAAAAAGCUAAAUUUACAAUUAUUUUUUUAUGCGCAGAAUUCACUUUGCUAUACAUUUCGUUAGUUAAUCACAUUCCAUGAAAAAAUUUUCUAAAAAAGAUAAAAAUUCUUCCGUGUUCUUCCGUUGAGUUCUUCCGCUCAACUCUGACCAACAAUACACAACACAAUACAGAAUAGACAUUUACAGUGCUGUUAUACAAUUUUUGUUCGAUAUCGAUGGAAAUGAUUGAGACUGUUGGCCGCGAGCUUUGAACAUGUGCAUUUUCCAUUCAGAACUCGCGUGCACGUCGCUUUUUUGUGGCCGCCGCCGAAAACAUUGAAAAUACGCAUCUUCUAUUCGAUUUCGUCGGAAAAUGACCGAAAUUGCUUGCAGAACAUGGCCAUGUCGGCGCAAUCGUUCGCCGAGUACGGCAUCGCGGCGGAUCACGCGGAAGAUCAGGCGCAUCGAGCACACUCGGUAACGGAAUGGAUGGAAUCGCAGCGGCAACGACAGGCAACACAUCAGAACGCGAUCGAUGAACAGGAGCCGGAGCAGGAACAGCCGGAGAUGGCCUAUCAGCAAGUGGUCGCCAUCAACUAUCAACAAGCACCGGCUCCGCCGACGGAGCCGCCGACCAGGCCCGCGAGAACGACGGAACCGUCAGUGGGAGACCGGCAGCCGGUGCGAUGCGAAGUCUGUCAGCAUUUGUACGAUAAUGUGGACAUGUUGUGCGAGCAUUGGAUCGGGUUAGUAUACCAUCGGCCUGCUUUUAGCUAAAAAGUUUAAAAUCGUUCAGAUCGGACACGGACACGGACCACUCGUUCGGAUUCGUCACUUGUCCCGUGUGCGAUUUGAGAAUUCGCGGAGCCGCCGAAGCCGCAAACCACCUGAGAAACGCUCAUUUGUUCCCGCGACCCCGCAUCUUGGAGUUUAUGUGAGGCAAUUGCCUAGACAAUCGGGGAAAAAAAUUGUAAAAUUCCAGAAAGCCGGACGAUCCGAUGCCACAGCCGCCAUCGACUUCGCUCGUCCUCGCCACCACGUCAAAUUCGACGAAACACAAGCAUCAGUGCGAGCAAUGCCUCAAAACGUUUACGAGAAAAAACGAUUUGGAACGGCACCUCGAAAUUCAUUCGGGUAACCUUCUUUUUUUUGUUGAAACAAUUGAAGCGUUGAAAAGUGCUCUUCUUGCAGACGAACGACCGUACCAAUGCCCGCACUGCAGCUCGACGUUUCGCCGCAAAUCGACGCUGAAAGUGCACGUGGCGACGCACUCGGAACAACCGCCGCAACUGCAGUGCACCGUCUGCGAGCGGGUAAUUUCUCGUCACUUUUUUGGCAGCCAGCAAUUUUACAAAAAUUCACAGAGUUUUUACGAGAAAAAGACGCUGGUGAUACACAUGCGAAUUCACACCGGCGAACAGCCCUACAAGUGCCGAUAUUGUGAUUUGCACUUUAGGUAAGAAUGAAUGAGAUAGAGAAAAGUAGGGAGCCACCCCCAAUGAAAAAGUAGAAGUUCACGUUUUUUUUUUUGCAGAACGACGGCGAUGACGAGAACGCACGAGAAGAAGUGCGCGCACGGCGGUCCGGCCCGACCGAUCCUGUCGGAUCCGAGCACUUCCGACGUUGCGAACGCGUUCCAGCCGCAAUUCGUGGCGCCGCAGCCGGAACUCUCGCGCACAAUCACCCAAAUUUCGACGCUUCCCGACGAGCAACUGCUCGCCUCGAGACACUCGGCGUUCAGUUCGGUGCCCGCGUUGGCCGGAAUGGUACGGCUCGUGUAUUUCAUGUGAAUUUACGUCUUAAUGGAAUUUGCAGGGCUCCGCAGACACUCCGAUCUUUGUGAUCACGCGACCGAUGAGCGAGAUGCAAUACGUGGUCAUUGUGCAGAAAUCGAAGCCAACGGAGAGCACUGUUCGAUAUGCGGUUCGCUAUUUUCAUCGCUCAUUUUUUGAAAAAUUCAAUAUUGGAACAUUUUUUUUUCAAUUUGAACAAUUUUUGCAGGUGGACACUGUGAGCGAGAUCAAACUGGGCCAACUGCGCGAGUCGAUGAAUUUGUCGAUUGUGCUGCACAACGAGAUGCGUCUCAACGUGAACACGAUCAAAAUGCUGCAAAUUCUGCCAUCUCUGCGGCCGGACGACACGUACAAAACGCGGAUAACGGUGGGCGCUCCGCUCCAGCACCACGACCUCUUCGCCAUCAUCGCCCACAACAACAACAAAACCGCCGGCGGCGACUCGUUUCUCCGGCGCUGCGACGUUUGCGAACUCGAUUUGCCGACGAAACGCAUCAGCGACGCGCACUUUUACUCGGAGGAUCACGAGACGGCACAGGUACGCAGUGCGUUCAUCAGGAACAUCGUUGUCCGCCUAAAUUAUACGCUGGCCUAGCUGGACUGAUAACUAAUCGCUAGAGAACGUCAAAGUACAUUUCUGAUGUCUAAUCUAAACACGCUUCUUUGCAGUUGAUGUACCCGACGACGGCGCAACGACCACUGAUGGGCGGCCGGCGAAAUGUGCCGGGAGGACGCAAUAUGCGCACCGCAAAGUACGAGUAUUUUUAUGCUUUCAGACAUACGGCUGCUAAUCGUCUUUUUAAAGCAAUUUUCCAAGCAUUAUCUCAGGCAAAUCGUUGUUAAUCUAGCUAUUACUUCUGACCAGACUUUGGUGUGAUCGCAUUUUGCGAACAACACCUCAGAAACGUCUGAGCAAACUUUUGGCGAUGGCAAUGUUUGCGCAGAAGUGAGGCGAAGAAUUUCAAAACUCAUAUCAGUUUCUUUGUCAUCCGACCAGCUGCCCAGCUAGAUUGAAAUCCAGUGCGCCGAACUCAUCAACUUUACUCAAUUUUUCAGCUCGGAAGCGUCGUCGGACCUGAAUUGCAAACUGUGCGGCAGCCGAUUCACCGACAUGGAUUCGCUGCUGAACCACAUUCGCCAAGUGCACGACGAACCGACAGUGCCGGCCCGUCCAGUCGCCCAUACCGCACCCAUCAAUUAA
This is a messenger RNA of Caenorhabditis sp. 36 PRJEB53466, 8033 nucleotides long. Lineage: Eukaryota; Metazoa; Nematoda; Chromadorea; Rhabditida; Rhabditidae. The record is from the annotation of a GenBank genome assembly.